Messenger RNA from Astrephomene gubernaculifera, 908 nucleotides. The record is from the annotation of a GenBank genome assembly. NCBI's taxonomy places the organism in Eukaryota, Viridiplantae, Chlorophyta, Chlorophyceae, Chlamydomonadales, Astrephomenaceae.
GCAAAUCGUCUAUGCUAGAGGAGUCCGCUUCAUGCUGAUAAGCAUGGCUUUUAACGACGCUGAGGCCGCGGACGAAAAUAUGAAAUAGCGCUUUUAGCGCCAGGCAUUAAUCUUUGUGGUUAUAUUGGCGUUAAGGAUUAUUGUAAAAUGAUAGCAUCUACCUUAGCGUAACAGGAGCGGUAUCUUCUCCUCGCUGGAUACCGGUAGAGCACAAGGAUGUUGAACCCUUUGGGUGCAGUUGCCGUUGUCCUGGCAGGUCUUCAAUCUGCUUUGUUCCUACAAGAGGGUACAACUUUGGCACCAGCGUCUUGGGCAGUAAUAUCCUGCUGCAUCUGGCUACUUUUCGUGCUGAGCAAAGGGGGCUGGGCGCAGCUUAGUACAACUGACGCCAGACGCUUUUACCUCGGUAUAAGCGCGGCGGUGCUAUUCCUGCAGUUCCUCCAAUAUGACCAGGAAUUCGAGGGAUGGAGUUCCGUCUACUACUUCUGCGGAAGCCGGCUGCAGUACUGUACCUGUGGAUUUAGGUGGAACUUGUACGGCUGGAUGAAGGCGGCUGUGCUGUGGGUUUUCACGUUGUCAGCCACGCUGGGAGCCCAGCAGUUGAUCAUCCAGGCGGGACUGGGCGGCUUGCUGCCCGGCGAGGAGUCGGUGACGCGUGAGUCCUUCAUCUCCAUCUGCUGGCGACUCAUCCCCUACUGGCUCAACAACUGGGAGCAGCACUGGGGCGCCGAGGUGUCUUCCAUGACCUUCGAGCUGCCGCAUUUCGCGGUUGAGUUGCUGAUCAUCCUGCCCUGCUGUCAGAUCAUCUGCUCGCGUCUGAAGCUGCUCAUCACGCCAGCUGAGCGCAUGGGGCUGCUGGGGCCGCUGCAGGAGCGGCUACAGCAGCAGCAGCAGGAGAGGGAGCGGGG